This is a messenger RNA of Amphimedon queenslandica, 1043 nucleotides long. RefSeq lists its product as uncharacterized. The record is from RefSeq and is a predicted model, not a curated record. The coding region runs from base 16 to 945 and encodes 309 amino acids. The transcript has 3 exons. Lineage: Eukaryota; Metazoa; Porifera; Demospongiae; Haplosclerida; Niphatidae.
GCCUCUAAAAGAAAAAUGUAUCUCCUCUUAGCGCUGUUGUUUCUCUUCCUUGUACAGAAUGAUUGUCAGGAGCUGUUUCUCACUAUUAGAGAGGAGGAAAAUGGCCAGGAAUUAAGUGAAAGUAACAACAUUAGUAGUAGAAUUGCCGAAAUGUAUCAAACCACCACAUACUCUAAUAGCUCUAGUCGUUGUAUUUGUCAAGCUGUACAAGGAGAAAACUCACUGCUGGAGUACACUAGCAACAUAGAAAGCUGUAUAUCUGAUCCAUAUAAUUCCAGUGCUCUAGGUGUCUGUUCUUCAUUAUUUUUCAAAAAUGCCACAUAUAGUACCAUGUAUCGUAUUGAAGUAAAGGACGCAUCAUCUGAUAACUCAAGCCGGAGGACAAUGACUGUCACUCAGUUUUGUGAUAAAAUGGAGUCGGUUCGUGAGUCUUUGGCAAAAUUUGAGACUCUUCUAGCGCAGACUCUUGUCUGUGUCUAUUUGAACACUUGCGAUGAUAAGAACUUCUGUUUAAUAUCUUACAUUAAUUGGUUGUGCAUGACUCAACUGGAUCUCUAUAGGAACAGUAGUACAAGCAAUAGAAGCAGUAGGGAAUCAGCAGAUUUUGGUAUCGAGAGUGAUGGUACACAGUAUAAUCCUGUAAAGCCCUGCUAUGGGGUCUGUACUAACGUUCUUAGAGACUGUCCUUACUAUUUGCCAUCCAGCUAUCAGCAUGCCACCAUUAACAAUGAAGGUGAAUAUUCUUACGUUACAAUGGAGUACGUGUAUGGAGGAUAUCCGGCAUUUGCAUGUCCUGGAUCAUCUUCUGUAAGUGAUGAAAAAUCAAAUUCAAGUUAUGGUACUGAGUCUAAUUGCAUACUCGUAGGAGAGAGUGGUGCUCCAUCAAAUCGUAUGAGUUUUCUAAUGAUGCUAGUAACUCUUACCCUCUUAAACAUAUUGAUGUGACGUGUUUUGAACCAUUUUAAUUUUUGGAAUCAUUUUAAAUCAUUUUUUGUCAGAAAUAAUAAUUAUUAUUAGAACCUCCUAUGGUCAUUCACCUCUCA